Messenger RNA from Athalia rosae (coleseed sawfly), 663 nucleotides. It is a transcript of the gene Dph3, whose product is annotated as DPH3 homolog. The transcript has 2 exons. The record is from RefSeq and is a predicted model, not a curated record. Bases 200 to 463 code for a protein of 87 amino acids. Gene Ontology annotation, molecular function: metal ion binding. Gene Ontology annotation, biological process: protein histidyl modification to diphthamide. NCBI's taxonomy places the organism in Eukaryota, Metazoa, Arthropoda, Insecta, Hymenoptera, Athaliidae.
UCAACGAUUCGGCCGGGGUGAGCCGAAGCUCCGGGGAUCUCGCGGUCGCUCACCUGUCCGCUUUUCGGCGAGAAACUCAAGUCCGUGUAAUCCGACCAUACGGAGAAGGCCUUCGCGACUUCGUUGUCCACCGCCGUCCUGUCCAAUAUCUUAGGGUACUUGCUGAUCUUGUAGAUCUGAGAGCGGCGCGUAAUUCGGUAUGCCCGUGUAUCACGACGAGGUGGAGAUAGAGGACUUCGAGUACGACGAGGACGAGGAGACGUAUUACUACCCCUGCCCCUGCGGCGACCAGUUUCAAAUAUCGAAAACGGACCUGGCCAACGGCGAGGAGGACGCUACCUGCCCUUCCUGCUCGCUGGUGAUAAAGGUCAUCUACGACAAGGAGAAGUUCCUCGCCUCCGGCCAGGAACAAGCGACGGGGAAAAAUGCGGAGACCGCGGAAGAUCGAAGGCAAAAAGCGUAGCGCGCGCUCGAAGAUAUGGCUCGAACUUCGGUAGAACGAUGAAUGAGAAAAUUCACCAGGGAGCGAACGGUUCGUUCGAACGAUCGAGCGAAACUAUUGUGAAACUGUUGUACGUCCGUACGUACGAAUAUGUAUUAGCCGCAGGUGUGUAACCGCGCAAAUGGUUGACGAUGACAAUAAAACUGCUUUUUUACCUCAAA